AUGCUCUUCUUUACCUCGCCUCCUCACGUAGUUGCGUCACUGCUUCUCCUAGCUGCGCUGCUAUCCAUCGCCGCUUCGCAAGCCGCCUCUCAGUGCGAUCUCGAGAAUAUAUAUAUGUUGGGAGACAUUGCAAUACCAUCAGUAGUGGACAGUGAGCCUAUGUUUGCAGACGACUAUAGUAAGAUCCUAUCCCAUGAGGAGCAGGUAUUAGAAAGCAGAUCUCGGCGGAAAAGGGCGGCGGUAAAGGAUAGGAGCCGGAUAUGGCCUAAUAAUGUCAUACCUUACAUUAUAGAUAACGAUUUCCAAGAACAUAGUGUAGCCCUGUUACAACGUGCCAUGCAAGUUUGGGCUGAAAAUACGUGUAUACGGUUUAUACCCAGAACAACCGAACACGAUUAUCUUCAGAUCAAGUCAGGUCGUAGGUGUUGUUCAUAUGUGGGUAGACAGAAACGAGGCGCCCAGAAGAUGGCCCUUGACCACGGGUGUUUGAUUCACGGUAUAUUGCUCCACGAACUUGGUCACGUCAUAGGGUUCUGGCACGAACAGAAUAGACCUGACAGAGACGAUUAUAUACAAGUUAUACCUAAUUACCAUGAAUCAGUGAGCUAUAAUUUCGAUAAGAGGAAUGAGAGUGAGGUAGACAGUUACGGGGUUGAGUAUGAUUACGACAGUAUCAUGCACUACGGAGAGACCUUCUUCAGUAUCAACGGCAAGAGCACCACACUGAAGCCCCUUAAAGAGGGUGUGGAGAUAGGGCAGAGGAAGGGACUCUCUCCUCUGGAUAUCCUGCAGGCUAACCGACUUUACAUGUGUCAGGAAGACUGCAGUUGGACAUACAACGCGUCAGAAAGUGCUGGAAGUUUCCACAGCAUGAACUAUCCUGAAAACUACCCCGCUAAGAUUGACUGUAUCACACGAAUAUUCGCUACUGAGGGUCAAGUUAUACGGCUUAACUUCGAGACUAUCAAUAUUGAACAUCACGCUGAUUGCACCUACGACUCUCUGGAGGUACGAGAUGGGGACCUGCCCACAUCCCCUCUUUUAGGCAGGUUCUGUGGUAAUCUACCUCCAAACAACUUCACCAGUACCGGACCCAACCUCUGGGUAAAGUUCCUCUCUGACUCCAGUGUCAGUAAGCAGGGAUUCUUCGCUCACUUCGUCGCUGUCGACAAGGAAAAGAACCACGACACUAAAACUAACCCAUGUGAACUGAAGAUUUGCUCUCACGGAUGUAAAGUUAUAAACAAUGCUGCUACCUGCACCUGUCCCCGUGGAUACCACCUCAAUCCCUCGGAUGGUUAUAGCUGCAGAGAUCACAACGAAUGUGAACACAACAACGGAGGAUGCUCUCACAUUUGUCUCAACUCUCAAGGCGCUUAUACUUGCCACUGUCCGCGGGGCUACAACUUGGGAGACAACGGCCUUACUUGUAUCGAUAUCGACGAGUGUGCUAUAGGUCGAGCUCGAUGUUCCUCUGUAUGUAUAAACACUCCUGGCAGCUACUACUGUGACUGUGAGCCCGGCUUCAGACUACACUACGACCACACCACCUGCCUGGAUGCUAACGAAUGCAACACAAAUAACGGUGGAUGCGAACAAGAUUGCAGUAAUCAUGACGGAGGUCACGAAUGUGGCUGUUGGCUAGGAUACGCUCUUAACACCACAGAUAACACUUCCUGUGAAGAUGUGAACGAAUGUGAAAUCAGUAACGGAGCUUGUGAGCAAGAUUGUAACAAUUUGCCCGGCGGGUACUACUGUUCCUGCAGGAACGGCUUCUAUCUUAAUAGAAAUCUGAUGACUUGUGUGGAUGUAAAUGAGUGUGAAGAUGGUUAUAACGGAGGCUGUGAACAGAUCUGUGACAAUAUUCCUGGCUCCAACACCUGUUCCUGCAUGAACGGAUACACUGAGCUGAAUGCCACACAUUGUCAAGAUGUGAACGAAUGCGAGCUGCAGAUCCAGUGUAUUGAAGGAGAAUGUGAGAAUUUGAUAGGAAGUUACCAGUGUGUAUGCGAUGAGUAUCACAUGAUCCACCCUACUAAUCCCCACUUCUGUAUCAUGGGAGUGAGCUCUAUUGCUGAGGAGAACGAUACGGAGGAGAAGGACUUGUUCAGAGGUUUAACAUGGAGCUACAACGACCCUAUCUGUGGAGACCAGGAUCUGCACGGAGAGCCAGGUAUGAUAACGUCCCCCCACUACCCCGCAUAUUACCCAACCAAUACUGAGUGUUCCUGGUUACUUUCUGGAAAAGAAGAUGAACGAGUUGAGAUAACUCUCCUUAGUUUUGAUGUAGAGCGUGUCCGUUAUUGUGGUUUCGAUUCACUGAGGAUAUACGACGGAUCGAGUCAAAGUGACAGGUAUCUUGCUAACCUGUGUGGAAGGAUUAAAAAUAGGUUCAGGCUUAAGUCUAGCGGCUCCAAUCUCUUGCUCAAGUUCAAAAGUGACAUGAUAGGUACCCGACCUGGUUUCAGAGCUGCUGUCGACUUUAUUUGGGUUGACAAGUCCGGAGGAAAGUACGUAACAGGUCGACAGAGUCGUCCCUUAUCCUGGAAAUCACAAGACAAUACCCAAUGCAUGUGGACCCUGACGGCGCCCGAGGGCAGCAGCAUUUUUCUCAACUUCAUCAAAUUCAAGAUGUUCGGCAGUGGUUGGUCCAGUUCAUGUACAGUAGAAGAUGCAGUGGAGAUUUACGACACAAAAGAGCGUACCCUGAUAGCACGGUAUUGUAGAAGUAGUCUACCUCCAAAGUUGUACAUUGCUCACCACUCUAAGAUAACAAUAGUUGCCCGGGCACUCUCCGACUCUACCACCAUGGACUUACUGCUCCUACACAGUGCAACUAGUCUCAAAUACGUGUAGGUUCCCUGCUCUGGUGUUACCCACCACAAUGACGCCACCACUAGGUAAAUAGGUUGUAUUUUAAUUUAACGCACGUGUUACGUGACGUCACACCACGUGACAUGACGUCACACCACGUGAGAUGACGUCACGCGAGUUACGUGAGCUGAAGAUCUGAAGUGAUCCGCUCUAUGACCUCUCCCUUCUGUCCCCGAGAAGAACAGAUGAGGAAUUUGUAGCUUCAAGUUCAAUCAAGAGAGUAGAGACCUCCGACAAAACAGAACUGUAGAUAUUAUUGUGAACAUUGAAUUAACUUAUUUUGGCUGAGAUGUUGAGUAAUUAUUUAAAUCCUUAAAACUGAAAGGAACGGGUUGCUUUAUGUAAUAACUAAAACUCUUAAAGUUCAAAAUUUUGUACUACUUUAUACUGUUAACGGUUUAUACGAUUUAAACGGUUUUAAACUUGUCCUAUAUAUCGUCAACAAAACCUUUGUACAUGUUAUUUUAUUUAACGCUAUAUUUUUCUAUUUCUAAUUUCUAUUUUACCAUUUAUAAAAGAUUUCUAAUAUUUUGAUAACGCUAUUCUGUAUGAUAAAUGUACGAAAUUUGAAAUGCCAAAUGAAUUUUGUUCCUUUUUUAUUACAUUAUCAAAUAUCCGUGUAUCGUUUUUUCCGGUUUAGUUCUACAGAAAAGGUUUAGUUCUGCCGAAAUGAAAGCGUAUAUAAAUAUAUACUAUAUAGUUCUUCCGAACAGCUUUCGCCUCCGAUAAAAAAGCUAAAUGAGAUCGACAAUUCGAUUUCAUUACCUUUCUGAUCACGGAAAAUAUAUUUGCAGUUUUAGUUUCUGAAAAGCUUCUAUUUAAAAAUAUUCCAAAAUAUCUCCUUCUAUUCUGAUGAUUUUCUGUU
Molecule: messenger RNA, 3739 nt
Organism: Bolinopsis microptera
Lineage: Eukaryota; Metazoa; Ctenophora; Tentaculata; Lobata; Bolinopsidae
Product: tolloid-like protein 2
Exons: 17
Coding region: 1-2856 (951 amino acids)
Biological process (GO): proteolysis
Molecular function (GO): metalloendopeptidase activity; zinc ion binding; calcium ion binding
Source: RefSeq, a predicted model, not a curated record